Messenger RNA from Penaeus monodon (black tiger shrimp), 1111 nucleotides. RefSeq lists its product as uncharacterized. Lineage: Eukaryota; Metazoa; Arthropoda; Malacostraca; Decapoda; Penaeidae. The record is from RefSeq and is a predicted model, not a curated record.
CUUCUGGGUUCGGUAUCCUGGGUCGUGUCCGUGAGUGUGGCGAGUACCGAGUUUCCUUUUAUAUAUACACAUACCUCUUUUUCCUUUGAAUGAUUAGGAAUUUAAACAAACAGUUUAUCAAAGGAGGGGGAAAGGAUAUACUCGUAUAAACAGAAAUUGAAAAUAGCCAUUUAAGCAGUGAGCAUUAAAAAGAUAAUAAUAACAAAUAAAAAUAAAAGAACCCACCAUGAACCGCUUAAGUAGCUGGAAACCAUGCCGUGCCUCGGCGGUGAUUCUCCUGGUGGCGACGGUGCUGCCCUUGGUGUGCUCCUUCGUCACUUACACCUUCGUAUCGCUUCCCGACAACUCGAUCGCCCUCGACCAGAACGGCACCUUGGUCGCACUCCUCGUCCUUCUCAAGAUCUUCCUGCUGGGGUCGACCGGAAAACUCCCGGUCAACCUCAACGACCUGUUCUCCAGGUUCCGAGGCAAGCGAGACACGGCGUCCGCGAGUGAAGGGGCUCUUCUAGAGGACCUGCCGUGCAUGGUGCGGAUCCUGUGCGAGAUCGAGACGGCGGCCAGAACGGGAAUGGACGACGCUGCCCCAACCUCGUCCUCGACUCCGGCAGGCUCUGUGGACGCUCGAGGGCAGACGCUGGGCGACGGCGACCGGGUCGAAGGCACGCUGCUCGACGUCGACCACAUCGCCGACUUCCACGACGAGGCGGUCAGGGCGCUCUACGCCGACCAGAGCGACGACCUGAGCGCCCCCAGCCGCGACGCCCUCGCCAAGCUGGCGGGGCUGACGGGCGAGGGAGGUGCGAGGCCGCUUAUGCCCGCUGCCCUGGGCGCCUUUCACCCAAGAUGGCCCUGGGCGUCAUCUUCAAGGAGCUUGGCGUGUCUCCUGGCCAUAAUCAUGGCCACUGGGCCGGCGCAGCAAACAACGUCACCAACAGCAUCGAGAUGUAAGCAGAGAGACGGAGGCAGGGACGGGCGGCGCGACCCAAGAAAAAAAGAGGGAUUGCUGAUGAGGAAGAAAGUGGAAAAACAGCAAAUCAUCAGAAAGUAUAAUAACCAGCAGUAUUUGUUAACCGUGGGCUUGUUACGCAGACUUUCAACACUAUAUUCAUAG